UGGUUUUCUAUUAAAGUGCAAGUCUGUUCCCACUUUAAAACAAACAGAAACUAAGCACUCCAGUGGCUUUCCGUUGCUCUCAGAGUAAAGAUCAAGAUCCUUUCCUUCUGCUGUGCCCCCUUCUCCGUUCUCAUGGUGCGCUGUGCUCCUCCUGGCUCCCUGUGCUGCGGCCACGCUGGCCCUUUUUGCUUCUCAUACAUACCUUAAUCUCUGAGCACAAGUCCUUAGUGUAUGCUAUUUCCUCGGGGCGAAUGUCUCCUUCAUCUUGCAGAUUCCUCCUCUAGAUCUGGGCUCAGCUGUCACUUGUUCGAGGAAUCUUCCCCGACCUUCCCGACCAGCUCGGCCCCCACUUCCAUCCCGUCAGAGGCUCCCAGAACACCGCCCAGGGCUGCUUUGUCACACACAGCAUAGUUUGGGUUUGACAUUUCUCCGUGGGCAUUUUUGCUGAACAUCUGCCUCCCCGCUAGGCUGUGACCUCCACAGGGAAGGGACAGGUGUACUUCAGCUGCCUGUUGAGGGCAGUGGCUGACACAGACCCUGGAGAAACGUGUGUUGCUUGCAUGACCUGUGGAAGACAGACGGAGGAGUUUUCGACAGUCACUGAACUCACUAGUUCUCUGCAGUCGCCACUGGUCGAGGAGCGUUCACUCCAGCAGCAGGGAGAGGGAGACGGCGAACAAGGAGGCACACGUGAACGCACAGAGCAGUGCCGGCGGGCAGGGGGACGGGACGCAGAAUGACAGCCGAGCGAGACCUGCAGAUCCAAUAGAGACAUCUCUCUGGGAGAUAAGGGAGCUUCUUCCUCAAGAUCCAGAAAGGAGCCUGGAGUGACCCCUGUGUUGGGAAUCCUCAGAAGGAAGGGCUGACGCGCCUGGAACCCGAGGAGCUCGCUUCCUGGGAGGCUCCUGUCUGAUGUGGAGGAGGCAGAAGGCCACACUGACGCUUCCAGGGCCGGCUACAGGGGAUCGAGACCGACACACAGUGUCUUGCCGUCUGCUGCAGGGGACGCUGUGCAGUCCUUUUUCUAGAAGUGAGAAGUACGAGAUUAUUCUGCAAGAGGAAGAUUCCAGGGGCUUAAAAACGCAAAGGUUUGCACCUUGGGAGCCCCUUGGAAUGUUGACAACUCAGGAUCUAAGAGAGAGUUCUGUGUUAAUGAGUUACAGAAUUCAUGUGGGAGGAAAUGUCACUUUAUAAUCAAUAAUAAUACUGAGUGAGGAACACUAUGCAGGAAGAAACCUUCUGUAGAAGGACAGGCAGGGAGAAGCUUAGGCCGACCUUAAACCUACCGAUUAGAGCAAGCCUGAGAUAAACUGCUAAAAUGGCCAAAUAAGAGACUCAGCGAAGUAGCAGUUGUGUAACUGUAGCAGUUGUAAGGAAGUUUUCUCCUCUAAAUCACGAUACCAAAUAGGAAAGAUGAUCUACAAGUGCCCCAUGUGUAGGGAGUUUUUCUCUGAGAGAGCAGAUCUUUUCAUGCAUCAGAAAAUUCACACUGCUGAGAAGCCCCAUAAAUGUGACAAGUGUGAUAAGGGUUUCUUUCAUAUAUCAGAACUUCAUAUUCAUUGGAGAGACCACACAGGAGAGAAGGUCUAUAAAUGUGAUGAUUGUGGUAAGGAUUUCAGUACUACAACAAAACUUAAUAGGCACAAGAAAAUCCACACUGUGGAGAAGCCCUAUAAGUGUUACGAGUGUGGCAAAGCCUUCAAUUGGAGCUCACAUCUUCAGAUUCACAUGAGAGUUCAUACAGGUGAAAAACCCUAUGUCUGUAGUGAGUGUGGGAGGGGCUUUAGUAAUAGUUCAAACCUUUGCAUGCAUCAGAGAGUCCACACCGGAGAGAAACCCUUUAAAUGUGAAGAGUGUGGGAAGGCCUUCAGGCACACUUCCAGCCUCUGCAUGCAUCAAAGAGUCCACACAGGAGAGAAACCCUAUAAAUGUUAUGAGUGUGGGAAGGCCUUCAGCCAGAGCUCGAGUCUCUGCAUCCAUCAGAGAGUGCACACCGGGGAGAAGCCCUAUAGAUGUUGUGGGUGUGGGAAGGCCUUCAGCCAGAGCUCAAGCCUCUGCAUCCACCAGAGAGUGCACACUGGGGAGAAACCUUUUAAAUGUGAUGAGUGUGGGAAGGCCUUCAGUCAGAGCACCAGCCUCUGUAUCCACCAGAGAGUGCACACAAAGGAGAGAAACCAUCUCAAAAUAUCAGUUAUAUAAAGCGUUUCGCUAAGAGUUAAAAAUCUUAAAACCCAUAAGUGCCACUAGGAAGGAAACCCUGUAAAUACCUACAUUGACCCAAGAAAUUUUUACAGCAAGCCCCAGCAGAACAUUCUUUUCAGAGAGGCAUCUGUGAGGUUGACUUUUUGAUUCACGCCAAGUCUGAUCCACAACCUGACUUGUGAAUCUGGAGUCCCUCAGAGUGUCUGCCCAGACGGGCUGUGAGGUCCCAGGCGUGCAUGUGCGUUUCCUGGGAUUGCAGCACAACACCUCAGUCGUUGAAAUACCGCACAGGAAACCAUGGUCAUUGCCCAGCCUCCUGAGUCACCUUCUGUCUACACUUUACCUGGAAGCUACCCCAGACACCCCGUCUUCGGGAGCUCAUGCCCGGCUUCUCUUGAUUCAGGCAUCCUGGUUAAUGCAUUUGAAAAUGGACAGCUCCCACUAAGAUAGUGUUCUGGUAUCUCUGAGGUUACCACUUAGCCCCUGCAUAUCUUUCCAUAUAUCCCAUUAUUUCUGAACCCGCUUUACCCAUAUGUCCUCAAAAUACCCAUAAAUAUCCACCCCUUCCUAGAUGGCAUUAUCUUUCGUUUUAGGUUUCAGGUGACUCAUAAUUUCCAUUCACUUGGCCUAUCAGAGAAAUCAUUAGCAGACAUACAUGCCCUUGAACUUUUCUUGAUUUUUUUUAAUUUUGUGGAUUCUGCUAAUCACUGUGUCUCUGUUAGACUUAAUUUUCUAGUGGCUACAUCACAUAUUUUUAACUUGAAUUUUUUUGGAAAUAGCUGAAUGUAAAUAGGGAGGAAGAAGCAAGCAAAGUUGGAACAUUCCUCCAUCCAGAACUGCCCUCUCGGGCACCUUUUGUGACAUGUGGAGCUCCUUACUAGCUAGGGGAGACCACUGGAGACAUGGAUGGUAGGAGUCACUAAUAAUAAUUAGUCUCUGUUUCUGUAAUUUUGGGCAAUAAUGUGUAGGAGUCCUUGCUACUCCUUCAUUGAGGGUUAUGUAUCAGUUCCUUUUCAGGCAUCACUGUCUGUGUUAAUCUAUCCUCCUUUUUUCCUUCAUUCAUUCAACAAGUAUUUAUUGAACACCUCCUACAUGCCAGGCAUGUGCUCGGUGCUGGGAGUGCCACUGAGUGAGACAGACAAGGGCCCUGCUCUCAUGGAGUUGACUUCUGGUGGAGGAGACAGAUGAUAAGCAAGUAAACAAAUAAAUGACGUAGUGUGAGAUAGUGAUUAAGUGCUAUGAAGAAAAUAAACUAGGGUGAUGAUUUAGUGUGGUGGGUGGGGUGGGGGGGGCAGUGUUAGGUAGCGGUCAGGGAAGGCCUUUCUCGGGUGGCGGUGGAUGGGAGCGGAGGCCCAGAGCAUCGGCUGCGAGCGCAGGCUGGGGGUGGCCCUGCCAUGGUCUCGGGAGGGGAGGUGGGGAGCGUGGAGCGCAGUGAGCGUGGGAAGGGGGGAGACGCUGAGGUGCUCCGUAUCCCAACCUUUAUAGGCCUUUUUUUUUUUUUUUUGGCUAGAUUGAUAUUAAAAACUCAUGUGGAGGAACUCAAGGAAUGUUUAGAAGACCAAAAGUCCCCAAUGACAAGAACAAAAGCAACUAAUUUUUAACUUUGUUUCUCUUCUCAUUCCUGUUUUCGUUGCUUUCCCACAUGUAGUCCUUUUGCUCAGGAAGUCUUUGGGGAAACUGAGGCUCUUUGAAGCUCUGAAAUGGGGGUCAGGUUAGUGGUGUCUGUCAGCUGUCUAUGGGGAUGGAAAAUGAACUCCCCAAAAUAGUCAUCGAAAUGCUGAAACAAAGCGUGAUUUCUCUUCAUAUUUGAAUUAAUUUCUUCUGUUAGACUGGAAGGGGUUUUUGUAUAACUAACACCUCAACGUGUAAAGGAGAUUGAAAAGGAGCACACAAUUUAGUGGGUGGGCCUGAGUGGAGCUGGCAUUUGCGGGUGAAUUUGUCGCUGUCUGGACUUGCAUCCAGAUGUCUCUGUAACAGGCCUUGGGAAGUCGCUUCUCACGCAUCUCCUUUCACAGAGGGCUGGCAUCGUUAUUCGAGUGAGCCCCUUCCAGGCCUGAACUCCUCGACUGCGAUUUACUGUGGUGUCUUACCCCUCUUUCAUGUCACAGUAGUGUGGAGCACUAGAGAAAAGCCUAGACUUUUAGUUGAUAGAGAGCCAGUUGAAAUAUCAUUGAUAGAAUUUUAGUUUUAGGAAAAAUUGGUUUGAUUUCUAGCUUUAUUACUAUUAGGUAUAUGAGCUUGGGCAAAUCGCUUAAUCUUUGAGUCUAGUUUUCUCACUUGCAAAAUGAGGAUAUUAGGCUAAAUGAUUUCCGAGUUUCCAGCUAGUCCUAGAGUUCUAUAUUUCUACAUAGUUGAAUUAUUUUAUCAUGCUGUUGCUGGGGAAUAUGACUAACACUUUUGAAGCUACUAAUUUUAUGUCAAGCUUUAAAGUCCAUAAUUGUUAUCUUCGGAAAAUAUUAUUUGACCUACAGUAUGUCCAAAUCAAUUUAAUAAAAUCACUUUAUAACGGGG
Molecule: messenger RNA, 4713 nt
Organism: Equus caballus (horse)
Lineage: Eukaryota; Metazoa; Chordata; Mammalia; Perissodactyla; Equidae
Source: RefSeq, a predicted model, not a curated record